Molecule: messenger RNA, 1731 nt
Organism: Carica papaya (papaya)
Lineage: Eukaryota; Viridiplantae; Streptophyta; Magnoliopsida; Brassicales; Caricaceae
Source: RefSeq, a predicted model, not a curated record
AUGUUGUCACUGGAUCAAAUCUCAAGUGAUUUGAAGCUUUUAGAAUCGAAGAGACAAGAGCUGAGGAAGACAUUGGAGCAACUCCGUCCUGAUCAAUCACUUGGUCUCAAAUGGAAAGAGCUUGAGAACCUCUCUUUCUCAAUCAAAUCCACCAUGCAAACCUGCUUGAAAGAACUCAAAUCCAAAGAAGAGGAGAUCAUUGAUCGGCUUAAAAAACUUGAGGUUAGAGAAAACGAAGUAAAUCUACGAUCGAAGGAGCUGGGUCUGAAGUUGAUUGAUUGUAGAGGUGGAGAAAGAAUGUUACUGUUCUUAAAUGAUCACGAGAAUGAGCUAGAGGAGAUUGCCGAUGAGGUCUACUGUGCAUUACAAGUGUCAGCUGAUCCAGCAAUACUGGUUUUGGAUGCUAUUUCAAAAGGGUUUUCUUUGCAGAUUGAAAAGGGCAUUGUGAGAAGGAGUACUGUGCUUUUGUUGGAACAGUUGAUGAGAGUGAAACCCAAGAUUGGGAAAGGGCUUAGGAAAAGGGGAACAAGGUUGGCAAAAGAAUGGAAGAGUAAGAUGGGAGAGGGAGAUGAGGAGGAGGAUAAUGGUGUUGAAGUUUUUAGACUGGUGUCUGCUUUUGAUGCUUAUGAGCUUGUUGGAUUCUUGGUCAGGGCAAGUGAGCAUAAGCAGUCCCCUGACUUAUGCCUGGCACUCGGUUUGGAAGACAAGAUUCCUAUUCUCAUUGAGAAUCUUCUUAAAAAGCCUCUGAUGCUGGAGGCCAUGGAAUAUAUUUGUGCAUUUGAGCUAUUCUCCGAGUUCCCACCAGCUCGUAUCCUAAAAGCUUACUGGAGGUACAACAAGAAGAGAAUAUACAAGGGGAAAAAAUCUCGUCUCACGAUGAAGCAGGCAAUCGAAAGAGAAAUAGAGACUGUGAGAGCCAUCAUCAAAUGCAUCAUAGAUCACAGGCUCGAAUCACACUGUUCGCCAGAGGAGCUCGAAAAUUACAUUUUGGAGCUAGAAAAGCAGAAGACUAUCGGGAAUGAUUCUGUAGACCAGAAACAUAAUAUCCCAGCUCCUUUCCUCAAGGCUCAAGCCCGGAAGGUUGCUCCAACGUCAGAGACUGCCUUGAAUUUGCAACCAUCUCUUCAGCAUUUGGAAGGCUUGUAUGCACAUCAAACUCCAACGUACCUAAGCUCAUUCGCCAGAAAUUAUGGCUCCGGAACCUCUGGUUACGUUGCUCAAGAGAUGGGCUCGUUUGGCGGAGCCUAUAGAGUGGAUCCUUCCACCACUCUCUUCAACACCUACACAAUGUCACCAGAUAAGCAGCAUGGUUCUGGUACUGCUGGUGAUUGGAACAUGCAGCAGUUUGGUUUUCCAGGAACCGAGUAUGGAACUUUUACCGGUUUCUGCUAACUUAGAACUGGUUGAUGAUAGUUUUAACGCGUACAGCUGCAGCAACCGAACAGUUUUUUCUCGUUCACGGAUCAUUUCUACUGGUCAUCAAGUAAUAGAAUGUAAAUGGGUAAUCUGAUUGUGGAAAGCUACAUAGAAUGUAAAAUUAUUAAGUAUAUUGGGAUAUAUAUAUAUACAUACAUGUCUAUCUGUUUGUAUGUAUGGGUAUAGACGUUUGGAUGUUUGCUAAGUUUUUGGAUAUUGGCAUCAAUGUGGAAAUUGGAGGAAAAAAAUUAUAUGUAUGGAUUUUUCUUGUAGUUGUAUUCUUCUUCUUUUAUGGGUCAGCUAAUUUGUAGAGAA